AUGGUUUUAACUUUGGUUAAAUGUGGUAUAUGUCAUGAGGGUGAUGGCAAAUAUAAAUGUCCUAAGUGUGCAGUACGAUACUGUUCUCUAAAAUGCUAUAAAGAUGCUGAAAGGCAUGUUCAUACGGAAAGUGCAGAGCUGGAAGUUGGUGCAGAAGAUAGUGCUGAGGUCAUAAACAAAUGUAGUUCAACGAUAAGCAAUACAUCCGCAAUAAAAAAAUCUUUAAAGACAAAGGCAUUUGAUGACGUGUAUCAAGAUAGUGCCCAGUUGCAAGAGCUGUUGAAGUACAAUACGGUGAAGUUUCAUCUAACAAAGGUUUAUAGAAUUUUAUCUAGUAGCGGUAGUGAUGGGAGUUCCGGAAAAAUGAAUAGUGACUUACAGAAAGAGUUGGCUGUCAAUUAUCUGAAUACGUUGCGUUAUGGUGGUAUACAUUAUAAUGAAGCCAUCGAGGAAUUUUGUCAAAUUUUAUUAGAUAGAUUAAAAGAGAUUGGAGAAUAG
Messenger RNA from Saccharomyces mikatae IFO 1815, 498 nucleotides. RefSeq names its product Hit1p (gene HIT1). Lineage: Eukaryota; Fungi; Ascomycota; Saccharomycetes; Saccharomycetales; Saccharomycetaceae. The record is from RefSeq and is a predicted model, not a curated record. The transcript has a single exon. Bases 1 to 498 code for a protein of 165 amino acids.